ACAUUACAACGUCUCAAAAGCCUCCCCACUGAACAAACACUUCUGAAUUCUUUCCCCAUAUUUUUCGUCUAAAGGAUUUAUCAACCAAAAAGAUAUGGCUAUUCGUCUGCCUGUUGUUGUUGCUGCUAAGCAAAUUCUCCGCCGCUCUGCUCUGACUUCAAAUAAAAGAGCUUCAACAUCUUUAGACGUACCAAAAGGCUUCUUUUCUGUUUAUGUUGGAGAAUCGGAAAAGAAAAGAUUUGUUGUUUCCCUAUCAUUCCUAAGCCAACCUUUGUUCCAAGAUUUACUAAGCAUUGCUGAAGAAGAGUUUGGUUUUAAUCAUCCAAUGGGUGGUUUGACAAUUCCCUGUCAUGAAGAUAUGUUCAUUGAUAUAACUUUUCGCUUGGAUAGACCAUAAGAGAAGGCAACAAAUACUUUUUUCUUCUUUUUUUUUUUUUUGUUGUGUAUACGAGAAACAACCCAAUUCAAUGUAAAUACCUUUUUCCUCUCCAUUUUUUGGCCAAAGUGACUUUUGUGAAGGGGAAAAAAUGGUUCCAAAUGAGUGGAAAAGGAAUAGAAAUCUUUCUCUUUUUCAAACA
This is a messenger RNA of Theobroma cacao (cacao), 578 nucleotides long. The record is from RefSeq and is a predicted model, not a curated record. Lineage: Eukaryota; Viridiplantae; Streptophyta; Magnoliopsida; Malvales; Malvaceae.